GAGCCGCGCCGCCGGCCGGGGAUGCUGCGGGGCCGCGGGCCGCGCCCGUAGCGCAACGGGCCGGGCCGAGCCAGGGAUGCAGGGCAAGGGCAAACUGCUGGUGGUCCACAACGGGCGCAUGGGCCCAGCCGUGUCAGAUGGAGAGUUAAAUGCCUCCCGGGCCCGUGGYAGCAACCACAGUGUGAACAGCCUGCCAGGCCCACCGGCCUCGUGUGGAUCCACACAGGGCUCUGUGGUCAGCUGGGCUGAAUCCUUCGAGACRCUGCUGCAGGACCGUGUGGCUGUCACCUACUUCACUGAGUUCCUCAAGAAGGAGUUCAGUGCUGAAAAUGUCUACUUCUGGCAGGCAUGUGAGCGCUUCCAGCAGAUCCCAGCCAGUGACAAACAGCAGCUGGCCCAGGAGGCACGGCGGAUCUAUGAUGAGUUCCUGUCCAGCCACUCRGUCAGUCCUGUGAACAUUGACAAGCAGGCCUGGAUUGGGGAGGACAUGCUGGCCACCCCCUCCCCAGACAUGUUUCGCAYCCAACAGCUCCAGAUCUUCAACCUGAUGAAGUUUGACAGCUACACACGUUUUGUGAAAUCCCCGCUCUACCAGGCCUGCCUGCGGGCAGAGAGCCAGGGGCAGCCCCUGCCCGACCUGYGGCCCCACUCCCGCAGCAGCAGCCCCCCUCCUGACCUCAGCAAGAAGUCGAAGCUGAAGCUGGGCAAGUCCCUGCCACUGGGCGUGGAGACAGCGGGCAGUGGUGCCAACCGCAGCCCUCGCCGGUCCUUCAGGAAGGGAGAGCGGCGAGAGCCCUCCUGGGCAGAGGGGGGAGAAGGCGGCAGGAGCGCCGUACUGUGGAGGGAGUCCCAGGGCUCACUCAACUCCUCAGCCAGCCUGGACCUGGGCUUCCUGUCCUCGGCCAGCACGGCCACCAGCCCCUGGACAGAGGGCCAACAGAAGAGCCUGGGGGGCAGCGAGGCAGAGCUGCCAGCCAAGCCCAUGAAAUACUGCUGCGUGUACCUGCCCGAUGGCACGGCCUCGCUGGCCUCCGUCCGGCCCGGCCACUCCAUCCGGGACAUGCUGGCCGGGAUAUGUGAGAAACGCGGCUUCAGCCUCCCCGACAUCAAGGUGUACCUGGUGGGGAGCGAGCAGAAAGCGCUGGUGCUGGACCAGGAGUGCUCCGUGUUGGCAGACCAGGAGGUGAAGCUGGAGAACAGGAUAAGCUUUGACCUGGAAAUCUCCUCCCUCAACAAGACCAUCCGCAUCACRGCCAAGUCAACCAAGCGCAUCCGGGAAGCGCUGCAGCCCGUGCUGGGGAAGUACGGCGUGAGCGUGGAGCGGGCGCUGCUGCGGAGGCAAGGUGAGCCGGCCACCCUGGACCUGGAGAAGCUGGUCAGCACAGUGUCUGCUCAGAAACUUGUCUUGGAAACGCCAGCAGAUGUGAGAGCGAUGGAGAGCGCUGAGGCUGCGGCUGCCUCCUCUCUGCUCCGGAGUGAGGAGGGAAGCCCAACAGGAGCAGAGCCCGACACGCGGUGGGAAAUGCCCUCCUCCUUCUGCAGGCCACGGUCUUCAGCUGCCAUGAACCUCAACCGCCGCACCUACGACCUGGAAGGGCUGGUGGAGCUGCUGAACCGUGCCCAGAGCUGCCGGGCCAACGACCAGCGUGGGCUGCUCUCCAAGGAGGAUCUGGUCCUGCCUGAUUUCCUGCAGCUCCCCGUGCGGGAUGACAGUGCCUGCAAGGCAUCAGAUCAGCCCAGUGCCUCUCAGCCUGGCUCCAAGGGAAGCAGCCACCCCCAGGAAGAGCCUGUGCCAGCUCAGCCUUCAUUGGAUCACAAGCUCUGAUGAGUCCUGCUGCACAUCCACAGCCGGCUCGUGGCACCCCCAGGCCGUGCUGGGGUUUAACACGGGCCCGACAGCCCCUGCCCUGCACCGCCGACACUGCCCGGACUGCAGAAUCAUCCACGUCCUGUCCCAAACUGUCGUGUCGUGUCGCUGUGAGUGGCUGAGCAGCUGCCAUGCCCCACUGUGGGGCCACAUCCCGGUGCACAUCGAGGGAGCCCUGUACAUAGAGUGAACCCCCCUGUCCUGCCCAGUGCCUCUGCCUGCCCAGCACAUCCUGCCUGUGUCGGGCUGGCACAGCCCCACUCCUUGUUUGGGUGGGGAAAGCUCCCUUCCAGCUGAAGGGUGUGCAGGAUAGACAGGGUGGGUGGGGAGGAAAGGCAGGCUCCGGUCCUGAACCCCGGUGCUGUGGGCAGGCAGGGUCGGGAGAACAUGAGCCAGUCCCUGGCCCCGUGGGAACAGGGYUGCCCCGUUGUUGAUUUGCAAGUCCACCCUUCCUGGGGAGGGUGAGCAUGGCCCUGGUGCACUGUGCCCCGGGCAGGUUGUUACGUCUGCGUUGUGUGAGUGUGGCCUGAUCCUGCCACAGUAGCACGRCUUGGAGCAGGGCUCAUGGUUCCUGCCCCAGGCAGACAGAGGCAGAGCCAACAGAUCGUGCCAAAAAAGCCUUUUUUCUCCCYGCCGGAGAUCCUGUGUGGGCGGCUGCUGAAGGGACACGAAGGAGCAAAUCCUCACAGCCCCUGUGCCCCAUCCCCACWGGGGCUGCGGUGCUCAGCCUUUGGGGUCAGCCCUGCUUGGUGCCAGAAGAAUGCAGCACCUCUCAGCCUGGUGUGCAGGUGCCCAGAGUGUGCCCAGCCCAUCACUCCUGCCAGCAGCUGUGCUGGGCUGUAGCCUUGAGCCUACAUCUGCCAGUCCUGGCUGUGCCCUGCUGGUCCCCGUGCCCAGCAGCCCAGCGUCCCCAGAGAUCCCAGACAGAAUGUGUGAUGGAAACCUUCCCCCAGCAGCAGCCAGGAGAGAUCCCUCCACAGUCCAUACGUGCCAGAGCCCUUCCUGGCUGUGCCUUGGGUAACCACCCUGCCACCACAACCUGGCCAGAGGCAGAGGGGUGACCCAGGCUUGCCCAGAGAUGGGGGCAUGGCCACUCAGCCCCACGCUGCCACAGCCAGCUGCAGCCCUGUGGCCUUAGUCAGAGCCCCGCUGUGUCUCUGUGAUGCUGCUCAGUUCUGUCUGUGGUGUGGAACCAGGGGAAAUAAAGAGCAUUG
Messenger RNA from Malurus melanocephalus (red-backed fairy wren), 3081 nucleotides. RefSeq names its product regulator of G protein signaling 14 (gene RGS14). NCBI's taxonomy places the organism in Eukaryota, Metazoa, Chordata, Aves, Passeriformes, Maluridae. The transcript has 15 exons. The coding region runs from base 77 to 1825 and encodes 582 amino acids. Gene Ontology annotation, molecular function: microtubule binding; GTPase activator activity; G-protein alpha-subunit binding. Gene Ontology annotation, biological process: signal transduction; regulation of G protein-coupled receptor signaling pathway. The record is from RefSeq and is a predicted model, not a curated record.